This is a messenger RNA of Daucus carota subsp. sativus, 975 nucleotides long. Its product is annotated as probable acylpyruvase FAHD1, mitochondrial. The record is from RefSeq and is a predicted model, not a curated record. Lineage: Eukaryota; Viridiplantae; Streptophyta; Magnoliopsida; Apiales; Apiaceae. Gene Ontology annotation, molecular function: acetylpyruvate hydrolase activity. The transcript is spliced from 7 exons. The coding region runs from base 114 to 794 and encodes 226 amino acids. Gene Ontology annotation, cellular component: mitochondrion.
UGAAAAUGGUUAUGUUUUAGUGAGAAAGCAAGAUCAUCUUCUCUGUGUUGUUGAUAUACUAGUACUACUAAUAAGAAGCAAGAAAUCUUGAUCGGCGUUGACUAAUUUCAGACAUGGCGACGUCAGCAACGGCACACAAGAAGCUAUUGAGCGUGGGCACCAAGAUCGUCGCCGUUGGCCGUAACUACGCCGCUCACGCCAAAGAGCUCGGCAACGCCGUUCCCAAGGAGCCGGUGUUGUUUAUGAAGCCAACGUCGUCGUAUUUGCCUAAUGGAGGCACCAUAGAGGUCCCACACCCACUCUCCUCACUUGAUCAUGAGGUUGAGCUGGCUGUUGUCAUUGGCCGAAAAGCUCGCGAUGUUUCUGAAUCCGCUGCUAUGAAUUAUAUUGGAGGUUAUGCACUUGCCUUGGAUAUGACUGCAAGGGAAAUUCAGGCUUCGGCAAAGUCUGCAGGUCUUCCUUGGACUGUGGCUAAAGGGCAGGACACCUUCACACCUAUUAGCUCUGUUCUUUCACAGGCAAUGGUUCCAGACCCUCACAACUUAGAGUUGUGGCUCAAGGUAGAUGGUGAACUUCGGCAAAAAGGCUCUACUGCAGAUAUGAUAUUUAAGAUCCCAUUUCUCAUAAGCCACAUAAGCUCUCUCAUGACUCUUCUUGAAGGAGAUGUUAUACUAACAGGCACCCCACAAGGUGUCGGUCCUGUAAAAGUUGGUCAAAAGAUAGAUGCUGGUAUAACAGGGCUACUGGACAUCCAAUUUAAUGUUGAACAGCGCAAAAAGACAAAAAGUAGCUAAACAAUCAUGCAUCAAGUCUGCUUUUAAUUAGAUAAGUUCUCUAAUCUGUUAGGAUUACGGAUCCAAUGAGUUAUUAUUAAUGCUCUGGCAACGAAUAUAUACUUUCAGUUAUUUCUCUUCACCAAAGAUGUGCCUGAUGUAUUUUAACUAUAGCCAAGGAGAUAUCUUUUUGUUUCUGGAA